Messenger RNA from Rhagoletis pomonella (apple maggot), 1026 nucleotides. RefSeq names its product DNA repair protein RAD51 homolog 4 (gene Rad51D). The record is from RefSeq and is a predicted model, not a curated record. Gene Ontology annotation, biological process: reciprocal meiotic recombination; DNA strand invasion; double-strand break repair via homologous recombination. Gene Ontology annotation, cellular component: replication fork; Rad51B-Rad51C-Rad51D-XRCC2 complex; centrosome. The coding region runs from base 1 to 1026 and encodes 341 amino acids. Gene Ontology annotation, molecular function: single-stranded DNA binding; ATP-dependent DNA damage sensor activity; four-way junction DNA binding. NCBI's taxonomy places the organism in Eukaryota, Metazoa, Arthropoda, Insecta, Diptera, Tephritidae. The transcript has 4 exons.
AUGGCCGAUUUAGGACAAUUUGAUGGGCUUGGUUUGUCGACAUAUUUACUGAAAAAGCUGCAGCGUAGAUGUAUAACGUCGAGAUACGAGCUGCUCAUCACAACUAAUGCAGAAUUAAUGGAAAUUACGGGUCUGUCGGAAAUUGCUCUUUUGGAAAUUAAACAAAAGUUGGGAGAAGACUAUUUCCCGCGCCAGCAAUGUAUUUUAUUUAAGAAAAAAACAAUUGCUAAAGUAUACAAAACUGGCAUCGAAAACUUCGAUAUACUAACCGCUAAAAUACCACUCCAAACUGGUAGUAUAUGGGAAAUUUGCGGCAAAUCAAGUGCUGGCAAAACUCAAUUGUGUCACACAAUUGCCCUUAAUUUCGUGGCGCAAUCACAUGGGACUGUUUUAUACAUCGACACCAAAGGUGACUUUUCAGGUACACGCGUCAUGGAAAUGUUGCGCACUCGAAAUGUACCCAAUAAGGACUGUGGGCGUAUAAUGCAAGAAGUACUGGUGGAGCGUACAAGCUCUGCUGAAGGCACAUGUGAUAUAUUAGAAAAACUGCUAACACAGUUGACGGCUGGAACCAACUCAGAUUUGAGUAAUUUAAAAUUAGUCGUAAUUGAUGCAUUGCCGGCAGUGUUUUUUACACAUCGCACGGAAACGGAGCAUUUAAGAGGAAAAUAUUUGUUGACGACAUUGAACAACUUAGUGUAUAAGUUAUCCAAAGAGCAUCAUAUCGCUUUUAUUUAUGUAAAUUUGCUAGUGAAUAUUGAAGAAGAAACACUAGCAGCCGAAGAUGAAGAAUAUGAAGAACAUAUUGAAGAAGUUACAGCAUCACCAAGCCAUGGUAGUGGCAAAGGUAUGCGUCCAGCUUUAGGUGAAUAUUGGAGCCGAGCACCUCGUUUGCGUUUAUCCAUUGGAAUACCCCCAGAUUCUUCUGCUAUGACAAAUGAACGCACACUAAGGAUAAUCAAAAGCUGCUAUACUGCUGCUGGUGGCAUGUGCAGCUUACGCAUAACAUCUGCUGGUGUUCUCUGA